GACCAGCGUACACAAAGUCAUUUCAUGAACAGAGCAAAUAGGAAAUCAAAAUCCGGACGCAGGGCUCAUGAAAAGAAAAGAUUUCCAUCCGGAAAAGACGACAGCGACACUGUAGCAAAUGAAUCCGACAGAGAGUGUGUAGACAGAGAAGUACAGACCGACGAAAACUGGGACAUAAUCGAUGAAAACAACGCCGAUCACCAUGGCAACGAAUUCGAUCAACUUUGUGAUCACGUGACGCGUAGCCUCGCGGCGCUACACGGCGCGCUACACGAUUUUUGGACGUGGAAAGAUGACAUGCUACGACAAGCAUUGCCAUCGUCUGUCUUACUUCGACUUACUCUCGUUGCUGGAAAACUGUACAGAACGUAUUGUGGCAUGCAGUCUCCUUUGUCUCAACUGAUGGAUCUUGUGAGACUUUACUCUAAGCCAUGGGAGAAGAAGAGUACGGUUUUGAAGAAACUGCAAGAUGAUUGUCAAAUAAAGCAAGGGCGGUUGAAUGUUGCUUUACGUAAGAUUGAAUUGUUUUCUGUUGAGGAACAACGAAUGGCUCAAGAACGGAGAAUAAUGAAUUGGGAAAGAUUGUUCACUAAAGUAACGAAUAGGAACAGUCAUGGCCGCCGAUGGAAAUUUCGUAUUCAGUUAUUGAAGGAUAAGAUUGCACAAGGAUUGCCUCUUUUGGCAACCAAACAAGUGGAAUAUAAUGACGAGACUGUGGUGACAACCAUUAAUAUUCGUCAGUCUGAAGGUGAUGAGAGAGAUGAAGAAGCAGACAGUAUUGCAGCCCAGAGGGACUCAACAUUUUCUCCAGAAUCAUUUGAUAUGUCAAUCACAGAUGAACAAAAAGGACACAGAAGAGUUCAUUUUGCUGCUGAAGACGACGAUAGCAGCGACGAAGUCAUGUCUGAAGAGCUGGCUGCUCUUUCAAUGAAUAGCCCAUCUGGCUCAUCAGAUACAACUCGGGGCACGGGAACACGCACUCCACCAGCACCUCCUGCACCACCAAUAACAAAAGUGGAGACCGUUGAUGCAGCAACUUGGACACAUGAGAAAGAAUAUAACAAAUAUUUGCAUGUACGAGUCUUUCGACCCACAGGAUUUGAUGACACUGACGUGUAUUGCACUCUGGCAUUGGGUCCUCAACUGGUCACCAGCAGAGUCUUUUCUUUGUCUACAUCCCUUGAAGAUGACAAACCUGUUGAUCAAAAUGCAGCAAGUCUGUCUAGUCGGACUAACAGCAGGUUAACAAGUAGUCGACUUAGUCUUGCCAGUCAGAGCAAGAGCAAACUGAAGUCAAGCAGUGUGACAAAAAUUGGAUAUGAAAAAUGUGAUGAGUUCAAGUUUAUUGUUCCACCUGAUGACAAAACCAUUUCUAUACCUUCAAAAGACAACGAAAUCAAAGAAUCUUUCAAAUCAGCUUCCCCAAACUUUUUAGCCUCGGGUUCGUUGUCUCUUUUGUCUACUGCAGCUGUUGCAGAGAAGGCCAAUACGAAGUUUGAUGCUGUGAAUGUUGCUGUGCACUCAAACGGACCAGGAAGGCCGAUGGUGGCUAUGACGUCGAUUGCUAUUAAGAUGUUGUCUGUUGAGGAUUAUCGUGAAAGUGAGGAGAUUCCUGGAGAGGAUUCGAUUGAUACUGUGUCAUAUGAUGCGACUUGUCUAAAAGGUGGCGGAUUUGGACAAAUCAAUCUUGCAUGCUAUUGGACUCAUGAAGAGAGAGUUCGGACAAAAACAAGAGGGACACUUACUCAUUCAAUCGAAAGUGUAAUUGAGGGUCUUGGCUUUGUUCAUGCUAAGACGCCGCCGGUGCUAAACAGCAGAGAAGUUCAAGUCGAAGAUGACUUCAGUGAACAAGUGGUGCCGUGUGAAACACCGGAAGGCUAUGUAAAGGAAGACAAACUGACCGAAGUGAUAAUGAAACAUGCUGAAGAAAUAGAAUUGCUACAAGCUGAACAUAAACAGCAGCUAGAUGCUCUCACUCUGAUGCAUCAAAUGCAAGACGAGUCUCGAUGGGCUGUAGUACAGUCGGAAACUCAUUCGCCGUCGGACUCAUCGGGUAUUUCUCAGCGAAAAUCACAAACAAAGAGUAAAGAUAACAUUUCUGUUGCUCCAUCAAAAAGUAAAAUACAGAAGCAACUGCAGCCUCAUCACUUACCUGUUAAGUUACUUGGAACAUCUUUCCCUGAAGACUUUUUGUCUCGGUUGGAGCACUUUGCUCGCGAAAGUGCAAGACGACAAGAAGAGCUGACACAUCGAAUAAGGACCGAAGUUGCUGAGGUGUGUGAAAAGCAAAUGGCCAGUUUGCAUCGACUUGAUACAAGAGCCAGACAACGAACCGAAUACAGCGAAGAAGUAUGUCUACCUGCAUUGUUCAUGCCAACUAAAACUCGAAAUGUUUUCACACCCAGAGCUCAUUCCUAUUUUCAUCCAAUGGGAUCCAUGCUGAGAAUAACACAACCUCCGUCAGUAUUCAAGUUACCAUCCAUACCUGGGCAUAUUGCUACAUUGAAUCUGUACAACAUGGGUCAGGAGUAUGUGGCUCGAGGACCCGAUUGGUUGAGGCAAAAGCAAGACGAUCAAGGCAGGCAAACAAUGACACCACCUCCCAGCAAUGUCAACGUAACAGAACUAUAGGAGGAGAGGCGGAUGACGAUUUGAUUUGUUGAAUUCAAUUUUUAAUAACUUGAUCACAACAGAAUAAAUUCACUUCUAUAUUAUUGCUA
This is a messenger RNA of Corticium candelabrum, 2720 nucleotides long. RefSeq lists its product as uncharacterized. The transcript is spliced from 25 exons. The record is from RefSeq and is a predicted model, not a curated record. The coding region runs from base 25 to 2631 and encodes 868 amino acids. Lineage: Eukaryota; Metazoa; Porifera; Homoscleromorpha; Homosclerophorida; Plakinidae.